This is a messenger RNA of Cydia strobilella, 4949 nucleotides long. It is a transcript of the gene mys, whose product is annotated as integrin beta-PS. Gene Ontology annotation, molecular function: integrin binding. Gene Ontology annotation, cellular component: integrin complex; cell surface; focal adhesion. Gene Ontology annotation, biological process: integrin-mediated signaling pathway; cell migration; cell-matrix adhesion. The coding region runs from base 554 to 3067 and encodes 837 amino acids. The transcript is spliced from 17 exons. The record is from RefSeq and is a predicted model, not a curated record. Lineage: Eukaryota; Metazoa; Arthropoda; Insecta; Lepidoptera; Tortricidae.
UGUACAAUUAGUCAGCCGCGUAUCCGCCGCGAGCGCAGGUCGUGCGCUGCGUUGCCCCAUCUGUUUUUAUUUACUCGAACAGUUAGUUUUAGAUAAAAAAGUGGCGCCGGCAACGUCUACUAUUCAAGCCUCCCUCAGUUAAAUGAACGCUAUUUCGAGAUUAAACAUUGAUAACUUAUCGUCGCUUUAGUUUUAAGCGCGCUUAAAAUAGUCUCUACCUCAUAUUGAAGUAGUCCAUCUCAAUACUUGCCGAAACUUGGAAACAGUACAUAAGAAAAGCUAUGUUGUGAUAUGUGAUUCUUGCCAUCCAAAUACUCUCGUAUUUUUGACUAGAAAUGUGAGCCAGGCUGUGAUAAGAAACAUUUCGAAAAUAGUGGGAUCGUUAGUAUGAAACUGAAAGUGUUGUGAAGUAUUAUAGUGUAACGUCUUAUGUAAAUGUCCCAGCUGUGAACGGAAGUGGGUCGACCGUGUAUACCUGCUGUAUGCAUAUGUAAAACCAUAUAUUGAAUUAAACCUUGUUUUGAUUUCGAUCUGAACACAACCAAACCGCACAAUGCACACACAACGAACGACGUUACGACUGUGCCUAUGGGCUUGCCUGGUCGCGAUAUGUUGGGCGGACCAACCCGCUCCAUUAGCCCAACUAGCGCAGAACCCCUGCUCCAGCAAAACCACCUGCAGCGACUGCAUACGGGCGGCCAGCUGUGCCUGGUGCUUCGCCGCCGGGUUCAACGGCCCGAGGUGCUUCAACCCUGCCUUAGAAGGAGGCACUGCGGGUUGCAAUGAAGCUUACAUCUUCAACCCUGACAACGAGCUGUCCGUAGAUCAAGCUUAUAACAAGGAACUUAGUAGAACGCGGUCUCGCUCGAGCUCCAGUUCAGGCUCGUACGGGGAGGCCGGUUCCUUUGGAGCCGGCGCCAGCGGCGGCGGCGCCAUGUCCACAGCGGGCUCCGGCGAGAACCUCGUUCAGAUCAAACCACAGAGAGUCAACCUGCAAUUACGACAGAAUCAAAUGCAGAAGCUAUCGUUCGCCUACUCCCGUGCCCAGGACUACCCACUAGACCUGUACUACCUUAUGGACCUCAGUCGUUCUAUGAAGAACGAUCAGGAAAAACUGGCUGCCCUCGGCAAUUUGCUCUCGGCUACUAUGAAGAAUAUUACCUCCAACUUCAGGAUAGGCUUCGGCUCGUUUGUCGACAAAGUUGUCAUGCCUUAUGUUUCUACUGUCGAAAAGAACUUGAAGGCGCCUUGCGAGGGCUGUGCGGCACCUUACGGCUUCAAGAACCAAAUGUCACUUAGCACUGACACCGCUUAUUUCGAUCAAGCUGUAUCUAAAGCCGACGUGUCCGGAAACCUGGACGCGCCAGAGGGCGGGUUCGACGCCAUUAUGCAAGCCAUGGUGUGCAAGGAGCAGAUCGGUUGGCGACAGAAGGCCAACAGGCUCCUUGUGUUCUCGACUGACGCCGGGUUCCACUACGCCGGAGAUGGCAAGCUUGGCGGCAUCGUUCAACCCAACGACGGUGAAUGCCACAUGGAAGACAACCUGUACACGUACUCUACCAUACAAGACUACCCCAGCAUAUCACAGAUCAAUCAAAAGGCGAAGGACCACUCAAUCAACGUGAUAUUCGCGGUGACGUCAGAGCAGAUCGGCGUGUACGAGGAGCUCAGCAAGCACAUCCAGGGCUCCAGCAGCGGCGUGCUCACCGAGAACUCGGACAACGUCGUCGACUUGGUGCGCGAGCAGUACAAUAAAAUAACUUCGGCGGUUGAAAUUACGGACACAUCGAGUGACGCCAUCCAGAUCGUGUAUUACUCAUCCUGCCUUGACAAAACCAACGUAAUUCAGACGAAUAAAUGUGACGGAUUAAGGGUGGGUGAUGUCGUGGAGUUCACGGCUGAGAUCACUCUGAAGGAGUGUCCGAAGGACCCGAGCAAGUGGAAGCAGACGUUCCUCAUCUACCCAGGAGUCAUCUCCGAGGGCCUCACUGUGGAGCUGGAGAUGCAAUGCGACUGCCCGUGCGAACAUCGUGGACAUCACGCGUACGACGACAGUCCCGACGUGUGCAGCGGACACGGCAUCUCGGCGUGUGGCGUGUGCCUGUGCCAGCCCGGCCGCUUCGGCAAGCACUGCGAGUGCUCGGCGCAGGGCGGGGGCUCCGCCGACCAGGACCGCGGCUGCCGUCCCACCAACGCCAGCGCCGGCGCCGUCUGCUCCGGCCGCGGCAACUGCAUCUGCGGCGUCUGCGAGUGCAACAAGAUGUCCGACCCCACCGAGGUGAUAUCCGGGCCGUUCUGCGAGUGCGAAAACUUCUCCUGCGACCGCAACAAGGGUCUGCUCUGCUCGGGCGCGGAGCACGGGGAGUGCGUGUGCGGCAAGUGCCAGUGCAAGCCCGAGUACACCGGCGCCGCCUGCGACUGCCUGCUCGACACCACGCCGUGCAUCCCGCCAGGUGACGGUGAAAUAUGCAGCGGCAAUGGGCAGUGUGUGUGCGGUCAGUGUGUGUGCAACGUGAACAGCGCACAGCACUAUUCGGGCAGAUACUGCGAUAAAUGCCCAACAUGCACCGGCCGCUGCGAGAAGUUCAAGGAAUGCGUGCUGUGCAAGGUGCACCACCGAGGAGCGGAGUGGAACGACAAGCAGGUGUGCUACGAGUCGUGCAAGGAUGCAGACGACGUCAACCCCAUCGUCGAGAAGGGGAAACUUGAAGCGAACGAGUCUAGAAAUGAGCAUUUGUGCAGCUUCCAAGACGAAGAAGACGACUGUUUGUACGUGUUCGUGUACUCGUACGACGACAAACAGGACCUCUACAUCAGGGCGCAGGAGGAACGGGAGUGUCCCAAGAAGGUAUUCAUCCUGGGUAUCGUGCUGGGCGUGAUCGCGGCCAUCGUGCUGGUGGGGCUGGCGCUGCUCAUGCUGUGGAAGAUGGUCACCACCAUCCACGACCGCCGAGAGUUCGCGCGCUUCGAGAAGGAGCGCAUGAUGGCCAAGUGGGACACGGGCGAGAACCCCAUCUACAAGCAGGCGACGUCGACCUUCAAGAACCCCACUUACGCCGGCAAAUAAGGAUCUGUCAAAGUAAUAAGUGUAGCAAAGGUUUAAUUAAUGUCACGAAAGUAGUCGUCUCUAACAAGCGCCCAGGGUUGCGCAUACCCUCCACGACGCAGAUAACUGUGGGUCUACCGAGAACAUCGAAAUUUUCUCUGCCACUGUAUCGCUCAUACAUAUUGUAGCGAUAGAGAGGUAAAUAACGAAAUUUCGAUGUUCGCGGUAGACCCUCUGACCAUCCGUAAGCCUUAUUACAACUUGGUCUUCUAUUGGUCACUCCAGCGUCUCUUCGUUUGUACUCGUCAGUAGUCAGUAUUUGUAUUAUAUAUAUUGUAGUGUCUUUUACUUAAGACUUGAAAUACGGUUAAAGAUUCUCAUAAGAAAUGAUGUAGUCAGUAGACUGUUUGAUUGAAAACUUAGUAUGAUGCCUUAAAUUGUGCCUUUGUCGGUAAUUUAUACAAAAAAAAAUACAUUUAUAUGUGACUACUUUCGAAUAAUGAUCGCCGUAAUGUGCUAAUUAUUUCAUUAAAUCUCAAAUAGAUCAUUAAAGUAUUGAAAAUAUAAUAAGUAAUUAAUUAUUUUAUACGAUUAUGAAUCUUGUACAUUUUUAAUUGCAAUAAUAUGAAUUUUCAAAGGGUCUGUUUUUAUCUGUAUCAAUAUUUCUCUACAUUAUUUGUAGUACGCUUUUUGUACUUAUUGUGCGAGUGUUUGUGUAUUGUACUUACGUAUUGUGUGAUAAGUAGGGAAAACGAAUCGAGUGCCUGAUCGGGUCUUAUAAUUAUUCGAAGGCUUUUAAUUGUUCGAAAUGAUAGAUUUUCUUCUUGUCGCGACGACUGAAUGGUGCGACGCGUCCUAGGAAACAGUGUAGUAGUAUUGGGGUUGUUUCGCAUAAUGCGAUAUUAAUAGAAAUACCGGUGUUUGAUAUCCGAUUACGAAAAGAAGCUGCUUGUAAUUUUGUGUGUACUUUUUAUAUGAAUUUGUUAAUUACCAAUAUUAUCAUAAACACUAAAGGCAAUCCUCGGUUGUUAAAAACGAUAAAGUAAAUUAUAACGGAGCCUUACAAUUACUCCGGUGUAAGUUUAACGUAUUACAAAAAUGUAAUGAUGACAAGGUGAUAUUUUGAGUGUAACGUUUUGUGUCACGAGUAACUUCCAUAAAAUCUGUGCAUAUUCAAGAUAUGUUCACUGCCAAGAUAAUAAUGUCAUCAUGUGCCUUUUAACGUGAGAAGUAACAAAUUGUGCCAUUACUAAUGCUAAACAUAGAAUAUUAACAGUUUUAUACACGGGGGUAAAUAAUGAAGAUACCGAAUUAAUUACAAUUGCAGAGAAUGAAGAGAUUGGUAUUUUUACGAAGCAAUACGGUUUCGAUACCAUCUAUUGAGAUUCGUUACUGAAACACAGGGUCCAUGUGGAACUAUCCAGACUUUGUACUACCUAUAAUACCAUGGUUGCAAUAAAUAAAUAUGAAAUAUGAAACGUUUGAGGGCCGGUCUGUUGUUGAUUUUUAAUUUUAUUAAAUUUUGAACUAAAUAAAUGGUUGACAUCCAAUUCAUUUCCAAAGAUGUGAUGUUUCACUUAAGUAAUUUUUUUGCAAUUGUAAUAAAAAAAUUGGUUGUUUACUUCUUUGAAUGAAACGGUACAGAAUAUAUAUUAUUUAUUGAAAUUAAUUAUAGUUUUAAGUGUAAUUACGUUUUAUUUUUGAAAUUAAGUAAAUAUAAGUUUUAUUGAUCGUGCCUUUAUAUAUUUUUUUAUUAUGCAUUUAGAACACAGUCAGUUAAUAAAGUUAAAACCAAUUAUUUCAUAAAAUAAGUAACAAGUAACCUCGUUCUGUUUAGAGGGAACAGUAUGUAUAAAUGCAAUUUUAUCUAUAUUAAAUUAUAGCUAAUAAAUAUUAACGCUAA